CGCUAUGCUAUACGCUAUGCUAUGCGCUAUGUACGACUGUCAUGGUUGUAUGAUGAUUUGAAAUCAAAGGAGCAAUAGAUUGUUGGAAAAGGUUCGAUAUUCACAAUGCAUAAUUACGAUUUUUGAAAAUCAACCGAUCUAAUAAUGGCUGGCUUGGAAAAUUAUGAAAGAGUGUAUCGAGGAAAAACCAACAAGUAUUGGGAAACUGAUAGUGAUUACUCGUAUUCAUAUCACGGACGAGAGGUUAUUCGUCCUUUAGAUGUACCCGUUUUACAUCCCCUAGCCGAAGAUAGCCCUCCUGCCGAUGAUCUUACAGUAAAAAGGUACAUCGGUGCAGGUUGUGGUCUAGCAAGUUUAAUUACGGAAACUCUAUUAGUUCACCCCUUCAUUGUUCUAAGAAGACAAUGUCAGGUAAAUCCUGGAUCGAAUGUGUAUCACAUAAUACCGAUUACUUUGGUUCCUGUAGUUGUGCGUCUUCAUCAGACUCAAGGAAUAAAUACUCUUUGGAAAGGAAUUGGAUCGGUCUUACUCGUUAAAGGAAUGAUGUUAGCUAUCGAAGAUUUCAUUUCUAAAAUAACGCCGUGGCCAAAAGAAAUAACACGGAAUAGUUCGUUAAAAGCAUUUGGUCAGCACGUUCUUCUGAAAUGUGUGUCCAUAGGCCUGACGACACCAUUUUUCUCAGCGUCGUUAGUUGAAACGGUACAAUCUGAAAUUGCAUCCGAAAGCCCUGGAAUACUAGAUGUCUUUCGAGAUGGCGCGAUUCGCUUAGUCGAAGUGAGCAACAAGGGUAGAUUAAUUCCUAUAUAUUCGCUGCUACCGCCAACUAUCGCUUACGGAGUUUCGAAAUAUCUUUUUACUUUGGCUGUUUCCCGAGUUACCAGUCACAUUAUGCAGAUUAGGCAGAUUAGGCAGAAACAUUCUCAAGAGUCACGAGGUGCAUAUAGCAGAGUGUUGCUGUCCGAGGAAGUUAUACUAGAUAUAGAGCUACAAUCUACUCUGAUUUCUACAUUUGUGGCAGAAGUAUUGUUUUAUCCUUGGGAAACGGUGAUUUACAGACUUCACCUUCAGGGUACGCGUACCAUUAUCGACAACUUGGACACUGGUCGUAGCGUAACGCCGUUGCUAACUGGAUAUAGCGGUGCAAGGGAUUGUUACGGUACGAUCGUUUCUACCGAAGGCCCUCUUGGUUUGUAUAAAGGGUUUGGUGCUCUUCUUUUGCAAUUUGCUGUAGAUGUAGUAAUAGUACGGGUGAUCAAAUGGAUCGUUACGGAAUUAGCUACGGUAUUAAGACCGAAACCAAAAUCAGCUCGAAAACCGGCACAUUGGGAUUCGAUGUACAACGUAAGAGGGGACUAACAUACGUGCUUUAUUUUCAAAUUGGUUCAAUCUGGACAUUGCUGUUCGUUUAAUUUUUGCGUGCACUGCUUGUACAGUUAUUAGUCCAAGAUUAUAUACAUAUAUGUAACAUGUGCAACAACGAAUCGACUACUCGAUAUUGGCAGUGAUUUUAUUUCUCGUUUCGUUAUGCACUUUGAUGAGCUAUUAAUUAAUCAAACUUGAUACUUGUUCACGAAAAAUGAAAAAAGAAAAUUUCAAAUUUAAACAUUGCAUAAAAUGAAUAUAUUAAAACCGAAAAUCGCGAAUAUAAAAGAUAUUUGUUUGUUGAAACAUACUAGAUGCAAGAAGUACUCUAUGUAUCUGUUGUGUAUUACUUGUGAUUUAUUGCUAAUAAAAAGAUAAAUGUAUCGGUGUUCGAAGCCGA
Messenger RNA from Hylaeus volcanicus, 1762 nucleotides. RefSeq names its product mitochondrial outer membrane protein SLC25A46-like. The coding region runs from base 145 to 1356 and encodes 403 amino acids. The record is from RefSeq and is a predicted model, not a curated record. The transcript has 5 exons. NCBI's taxonomy places the organism in Eukaryota, Metazoa, Arthropoda, Insecta, Hymenoptera, Colletidae. Gene Ontology annotation, biological process: mitochondrial fission; mitochondrial membrane fission. Gene Ontology annotation, cellular component: mitochondrial outer membrane.